AUUAUUAAUUUUAUCAAUAAAAACAACAAAAUUUCAGACAAUUUUUAAGAGUAACACCCAUUAAUUGGCGUUAUUUCAUAUCAAUCAUCUUAAAUUCAUAACGAUUUUAGUUUUUAAAAACGCGCAUACACAAAAUACGCGCAUUGCAACAUAAGAAGAAGUAUGCCAACAAUUCGAUUGUGAUAAUUAUCGGUAUUCCGGCUUAUCGAUAUCUAUUUAAUUCGCCGUGUCUCGUUCACAACGAAUGUCAACCAAUUUCUCGUUCACUUCGUUCUCAGCUCUGGUUCAGCGCUGUUCAAUAGUUAAGGAUUUGAAUACCUCGACCAGGAUUUUUUAUUAAAAUGGCUGCUGCUCCCAAGGAUAUUGAGAAGCCCCAAGGCGCUGAUUCUGCAUCAGUUCACCGCAUUCGCAUCACUUUAACUUCUAGGAACGUACGUUCUUUGGAGAAUGUGUGCCGCGAUUUAAUCAAUAGUGCCAAGAACCAGAAUCUGCGUGUCAAGGGUCCAGUACGCAUGCCAACCAAGACUCUACGCAUCACCACACGUAAAACACCUUGUGGUGAAGGUUCCAAAACUUGGGAUCGCUUUCAGAUGAGAAUCCAUAAGCGUAUCAUCGACUUGCAUUCACCAUCUGAGAUUGUAAAAAAGAUUACAUCAAUCAACAUUGAAGCUGGCGUAGAAGUGGAGGUUACCAUUGCCAACUAAAAAAAAGAACGUGUAUAAUUUUUUAUACAAUAAAUAUUUUGAAAUAUACGGUUUUAUAUUGUAUAUAAAAUUAA
Bactrocera oleae (olive fruit fly) is the source of this 778-nucleotide messenger RNA. It is a transcript of the gene RpS20, whose product is annotated as ribosomal protein S20. Gene Ontology annotation, cellular component: cytosolic small ribosomal subunit; ribosome. Lineage: Eukaryota; Metazoa; Arthropoda; Insecta; Diptera; Tephritidae. Gene Ontology annotation, biological process: translation. Gene Ontology annotation, molecular function: structural constituent of ribosome; RNA binding. The record is from RefSeq and is a predicted model, not a curated record.